CACCGCUGCGCUGCACUGCACUAGCACUGCGCGCUAUAUAGCGCCAGCGCUACAUCAGCGCUCAGCAUACGAGCACACGACCGCUACAUAUAAAUGGUCAUUGAUUGCAGUUCACACAAGAAGAUGCCUCCCCAGCGCUCUCGCGUUUCACUUCGCCUGGACAUGAACGUUGUCUCGACCAUGUUGACUAACCUUAUCUUGACAAUCACAUUCAUCUCAUCAGCUUUCAUCCAGUCCUCAGCUGAAGAUGGAGUUCCUACCUACUCUUUGUUGGAGAAUCUUGCACAUACCAACCUAUAUUCUGUCAAGUAUGAUGAGGCAGCUGCAAUGCACGGGCAUUCCUCCAGAUACAAGCGACAAUCUUCACAGGACACAACUACUCCUCAUUCAAUGAUUAUAGAUGAGAAAGGAAGUCAUCAAUACUACAAUUCAUCAUACUUUUCUGAAGACACCAAGCACUACAUUGAUUUAGAAACAGAAGAAUCCUUUACUGUGAUUCCACACUGGAAACUGUCUGAAAGCCACCUAACUGCAGCGGUGGUAACACUGCCUUUCACGUUUAUGUUCUAUGGCCACAAUGUGACAAAAGCCUACAUAGCAACCGGAGGUUUUGUAUACCUUGGCACAGUUUUUCAUGAGUUGAUAGCAGCAACGCAAUAUGUAGCUCCAUUGAUGGGUAACUUUGAUCCUAGUAUCAAUGAUUCUGCUAUCAUAAGAUAUGCCGAUAAUGGCACGGCAUUUACAGUGGAAUGGAAUGGUGUUCAUGUGCAACAUAAUAUUGAAGCUGGAAGCUUUACUUUUCAAACCACCCUCAUGAAAGACGGUCGCAUAAUAUUCGCCUAUAGACGUAUCCCUACUUCUCCACUUGCUAUUGGUGGUGGUAACGGCCACAAAGUAACUGUUGGUGUUUCCGAUGGAUUCUAUGUUGAAGAUACAUCAAAGCUUGUGCGUUACAUCUACCGCUACCAUACCAUAGAACUUGCCAAAGAGCUAGUGAUAGACAACAGUGCCUUUGUCUUGACACCACUACGAACUUGCAAUCAGCAGAGUGGAUCCUGUGAAAUGUGUUUGGGCGAGCAGUUAGCUGGCUUUGACUGUGGUUGGUGCAGUGCCUUGACUAGGUGUUCUUCAGGCUUUGAUCGUAACAGACAGGAAUGGACGGAGGCUGAAUGUGAGACUGAGAAACACACUGAUGUUGCUCACUGCUCUACAGGUGUUUCUGCCGGAUUAGUGAUAGGUAUUAUCAUUGUAGUCCUGGUAGUGAUUUUCAUUGUUGGAUUUAUAUCAUGGAUUGCCUACAGCUACACUCACCCAACCUCCAGAUCUGGACUUGCACUGAUUGAAGUUCGUCAUUUUUUCAAGAAAGAUUCCACCCGCAAUGUCACUGAUGAAGAUCGUUAUGCAGUGACCAUCAGUGGAGACAUCCAAGGUAACGCUGAGGCUAAUGGUGGUGCAGCAGACAAGCUGGGCAAUGAAUCACUAGCUGAUGGAUCAACUGGAAUAGUGGAGAGCAAUGCAUCUGUCACUGCACAGGCCUAGAUUAAUGGGAAACUUCACCUAGAAAUCACUAAUGGGCUAAGCCAAGGAUGCAUUCACUCAAACCAUAGCCUAAGAAGAAGUAAUACUUACUGGAAAUUGAGCUUAUAAUGAAUGUGAUUCCUUGCAUGCUGCAAAUUCAAUCAAUCAGUUUGCCUGUCCUUGUUGAAAUUCGUGUCUUAAAAUGAUUUUUUUCUGUUUAAAAUUCUAGUUUCUAGGCAUGUUAUUGCAAGCGUUGGUUUCUUAUGACAUGGCGCCAUCUAAAUGACUGAUUUGUCCGACUGAAUUGAUUUGAAAAUCCAUGUCCUUCAACGUUUUAGGCCCAGAAAUUUAAUGCAGAUGCACAUGUACAUGUUUAUUUUCCCUUCAAAGUGAACCAAUUUUCAUUGUCUUGUAUGCAUCGCACAUAUUGUAAUAUCAACACAUAGAUAUUUGCCUUUAUCAUUGUUCAAAUAUUGAAGUGUCUAUUUAGUUAAUGUUAUGAGCACAUCAUACAAUACAUACUGUUCAUUAUGAACCUAUCACCCCAUCAAUAUAAAACACUCCUAAUCAUUGGUAUUCUGAAAAAUGAAAUCUGGUAUAUAUUAAGAAACGUACAUUCCAAAACACAUGCUUUUCAGUCAACGUGCAAAAUGCCUCGUAUAUAUAGCCAAAUUUAUUAGAUUUAAGCUAACCUUUAUUUUUUUAACUCACAUUGGAAAUUGUAUUCAUGUAUGUAACAUAGAAUGUUUGAAACUUUUAGCGUAAGUUGCAGUUGUGACAUUUGUACUAAUACUAACCAGCUCCUUAGCUUGUGAAUUCAGUGAGGAUCACCAGAUGUUUGUUGUAAAGUUUGCAAAAGUUUGUAUUCAUGUAGUACAGAUAUCGUGACUUCUAUGAAUGGUUUACAUUUACUGAUCUCCAAACCAAAGCAGUUGACAUGUUUUAUAACACGUGUCAUGGAUCUUGCACUGAUAUCUGAGAUAUCUGAUAACAUAUUAAGUAUUUUUUAUUACAAAUUGAAAAUAUGCAAUUGGCAGUUUUGUAAAAUUAGCCUCUUUGCAGACAAUUAAUUUGUUUAAAGAGAUUUUUUCCAGCAGUACGCAGAUUUCAUUGUAGCCUCUAAUUAAGCUUCGUAUUGAAGAUGACAAACUCUGGAGCUGCAUACAGAAGAACAUAGUUAUGAAAGAGGAGAAUGUGUCUUUUUAAUAUCGUUUUCCUGCAAUUAAAUCAGUUUCAAGAGUUUGUCUCUUUGUACCAAGUUUUGAAAUCUGAAAGAUUUGCUCAUGAAAGUACAUGUAGAGCUUGCAUUGGCUUGCAAUCACAAGCACUGAUGAAGCAAUGUUGUUGACUUUGGUUUUGACUUGCACUGGGAAAUACCAAGCCAAUCUAUAUUUACAUUAUUUGAAAAAUAUGGGUGGCUUUUAAAAAUGUUGACAUCACUGUGUGCAAUAAGGGGCAAAAAUGAGAAAGAAUCUUGCUGCCUGUUUGCAACAGACAAGCAUGACAUCACAGAUAACUUGAUCCAUUGUGCAAACGUUGUGCAAAACUCGGGCAUGUAUUCCAGUGCCUACCUUACCAUCUUUGUGUGGACCUGAAAUCAAAACAGGUCCACACGAUGCAGGUUGUGUGAACCUUCUGUGGACUAAGCCAGGCCCACACUAGGUUUCCCCUUCUCUGGAAAACUGGCUGAGAGGCAUUUUGGGGUUAGGGUCAUGUGUUGAAAAAUGAAGAGGAACACUCAAGAAAAUCGCCUGCAUACCCAAGAUUUCUGUUGUUUAUUCACUAUUUAAAGCAAAUAUUUUUGAAUCGAGCAUAGUCUUUGUUGUGCUCGCUGUUAGUCUCUGUGAUAUGGACAUGCAUGAGCCCAGAUAAACGGGGAAAAGAAUGUUUGCUAAAACACACCAUUAAGAUGUCAGCAAUGUUACAAACCUAGUUGCAGACUAUAACACACAUGCACCAAUUAUCAGGUGCAGAUAAAAGUGCAAUCGGUUUCAUUCAGAGAAUGAUUUGGUAACGCACAGUUUUCUGUCUCUUCAUCAUUGACUUGUUGACUUUAUGUUGUAUAAGCAUGAUCAAACUGCCCUGUACUUACUCAUUUAUAUGAAUAUGUUUCUGGACAGGAUCAGCCUUUCUCUCAGAGUUGUAGUCGCAAAUUAUCACAAGUCAAUUGCAAGUCAUGUUUUGUCUCUACAGGGUGACCCAAAAAAAUGCAACCCUUAAACAUUUCCCUUAAAAAAAAAAGAAUCAGUGGAUUUUUAUGUCCCUUAAAUCCCUUACUGUGGUAAUGUAUUGUGUACAGGAUGAAAAAUGACUUUUACAUAAUUGGCAUUUUCUCAGCAACCCAAAGUGCUAUUUUCAUGAUUUUUUCAGUGUUUGAAAGAAAAAGCUCUCAGCUUUAAUCUGAUACCAAAAACAUAAAACUCCACCAAUCCCCUUUUUAAAGGCAAAUGUUUCAGGAUUGCAUGUUUUUGGGGGUCACCCGGUAGUGAAAACAUUGUUUAUCCCCGCUUUAACAGUUACCUGUUCUUAUACGAGUUGAUUGACACCAUUCUGCUUUCUGUACCUGCAGACUUGAAUUAUGCAAAAAGUUAUCAAUAAUUGAUAUACUCUCAUUGUGUCAGUGUAAAUACGAAUGAAUGAAAUUAACAUGUUUUUGUAAAAUCAAAUUUGUAGGAUUGUUAUUAAUCGUUUACGUGAGAAUUAGUCAAAUGGAAAUUGUAUUUGUAUAAAUUGAAAGAUUCAGUGGAAUAUUAUGUAUAUUUUGGAAGUUUGUUAUCUAGUACAGUACAUUGCAUUGUAAAGAUAUCAUUAAGAUAUGUAUGUGCAAAUAAAAAAUGCAUCCAGUGUAUUUCAUUUGGCAUGCUUACAAUUAUGUUUACCAGGCAUUUUUGAAAAGGAAAUAUGUAUACUCUCAAUAGUUUGUCCUCAAAUAUCCUCUAAUAGUUUGCUUAUUUUACUGUUCUCAAUACAAAAGGAAGACUGCCUUAAUAUUGCAAACUGCAAAACUGAGAACAUGCAUAGAACCUCUGAUUUUAUGUAGAAUGGAAUUAAAGGGGCACAUUGCUGAAAUGUUUUAGGUUAA
Messenger RNA from Patiria miniata (bat star), 4600 nucleotides. RefSeq names its product plexin domain-containing protein 2-like. Lineage: Eukaryota; Metazoa; Echinodermata; Asteroidea; Valvatida; Asterinidae. The transcript is spliced from 14 exons. The record is from RefSeq and is a predicted model, not a curated record. Bases 94 to 1539 code for a protein of 481 amino acids.